CGAAAUCAUUUUCUGAAGUUCUGGUUCUUACAACGCUGCAUGCUCGGUGUACAAACGUGACAAACAAGUUGAAGGUCUGACACUAGACUCAGGAUGGAUCGCAUUUGAUGAAUAAAUAAAACCAGCAGCGGCAUUGACCAGUUAACGUUAGCAUGGUUAGCAUCCUGGCCAUUUCAUCGAACGUGCAUGAUGUGGGUAAUGAUCAAAAUUGAAGGGGACGAGAUUGAGUGGGAGUUCUUCACUCGUCCUUGCGUGAUGUUGGUAACAUUCUCUUAUAACGGAACUGGACUGGUACUCAAACAUGAAUAUUCAUGACACUAUGGAGGCGGUUGUUAACCAAAUUCCCGAUGCAGUUUAGACCUAUUCUGUAAUGAAUUCAGAUGGUUAUGGGAGGUGUUUCCUUGGGUUAAGUUGGGAAAGAGUUCCAUACACCCUGUGUACAAAACCUGUACCCUAUUACUAUACAGAAAGUUUUGAGACCAGUCACCACGAUGGACUCGGACAGCGAGUCCAUCACUCCGUCAUCUCCCAUGGAUUUUGUGGGGACAGUCUUGAUCACCGGUGCCCUGCUGUACCUGGUUCUCUUACUGACGAGCCGGACAGUCCGGUUCCGGACCAAGUACUAUCUCUACAAUCUGUGCUAUCCUGCCAUUGGACUUGUCAGCAUUCCGUUCAUGCUGCUGAAGCCAGGGGAUGUCGACAACGUCAGAUGGCCUGCACUCUUCACCCGUCUCACUGUCAAGCAUUUGUUUGGUAUCAAAGUCAGUGCCACAGGUCUGGAGCACCUUAAGUCGGACAAGCCUUACAUUGCUGUAUGCAACCACCAGAGUACUAUUGAUCAUAUUGCAAUGAUGGAGUUCUGGCCAAAUCGUUGCUCCAUCAUGAUGAAGAACUCGGUCAAGUACUUGGGACCGAUGGGUAUAGCGGCCAUGUUGAGUGGCAUCAUAUUUGUCUGUCGGACCAAUCGUGAGAAGGCCAAAGAAGCCCUGGAGAACACUGUUAAAGUCAUCAAGGAGAAAAAUGCCAAGGUUUGGGUGUUUCCUGAAGGGACCAGAAAGCUGUCCAAGAAGAACCGUCCAGCAGAAGAAAAGAAACCGGAGUAUUUUCUUCCUUUCAAGAAGGGUGCCUUCAAUCUUGCGGUCCAGGCACAGGUUCCCAUUGUUCCCGUUGUAUUUUCCUGCCAAGAAUCAUUCUUCAGUUUCAGGCAUAAACGCUUCACAUCAGGUGCUUACAAGAUGACCGUCCUCAAGCCAGUACCCACUGUCGGUAUGACACUGGAUGAUGUUCCAGAUUUCACUGAAAAAAUACGGGACAUGAUGAUCAAGACGUUCAUUGAGACUUCAGCCUUGAGCAGAGACAACUAAGCUGUGGUAACUCAUUAUCCAAUGCUCUUGUGUUUUCCCUGCAUCUUCACUACCUGUCUCCUCCCUUGGAUUUAAGUACACACCUUGCUUUUGUUGGAUUUUGUUGAAUACACAAGGCACCACACUUUGCUGUCAGUAGAUU
Acanthaster planci (crown-of-thorns starfish) is the source of this 1506-nucleotide messenger RNA. RefSeq names its product 1-acyl-sn-glycerol-3-phosphate acyltransferase beta-like. Lineage: Eukaryota; Metazoa; Echinodermata; Asteroidea; Valvatida; Acanthasteridae. The record is from RefSeq and is a predicted model, not a curated record. Gene Ontology annotation, biological process: phosphatidic acid biosynthetic process. Gene Ontology annotation, cellular component: endoplasmic reticulum; membrane. Gene Ontology annotation, molecular function: 1-acylglycerol-3-phosphate O-acyltransferase activity.